CUUUUUCCCCAACACAACACAACAAUGGUAUGUUUUGAAGUUUAAAGACAUCUUCUGCACGAACCCCUCCCGGAUUAUGUGCCAAGAAGCGGUGCCGUUUUUUAUCUAAUCUAAUGUGAGAGAUGGGCAGGGUCCCGGCUCUUAUUCUGAUGGUCUCUGGCUGCAAGCGAUUCUGCAAGUCACAAAAGUACAGUGGGAUACUCUCAACGUAUCUUUAUAUUUUUGCCAGUGGUCAAUCUUGUAAUCCGGCCCUUCGGUCUCAGACCAGCCAUCUCCAACAUAACAUUUAUUUAGUGACCAAGAAUGCGCAUGCGCUUCUUGGAGCAUAGGCUGAGUAUCCCUUGCGAUACUGUAGAGUGACGUUUUUUUGCAGCUUCUCGUUUGAAAAAAAUCUAACUCAAUGACACAGCCCGCCUCCAAGAAAGUUGCCCCAGCCCCUUUGGCCGCCAAGAGCCAGACGGCCAAGCCUGCCAAGAACCCUCUUUUUGAGACCACGCCCAAAAACUACGGGAUUGGCCAGAGCAUCCAGCCCAAGAGAAACUUGACCAGAUACGUCAAGUGGCCUCAGUACGUCAAAUUGCAGAGACAGAAGAAGAUCUUGAACAUGAGAUUGAAGGUGCCUCCUGCCAUUGCCCAGUUCCAGAACGUCUUGGACAAGAACACCGCCACGCAAACGUUCAAGUUGUUCAACAAGUACAGACCCGAGACUGCCGCCGAGAAGAAGGACAGAUUGACCAAGGAGGCCGCGGCCAUCGCCGAGGGCAAGAAGGCCUUCGACGUGUCUGCCAAGCCCCUUGUAGUUAAGUACGGCUUGAACCACGUAGUGUCGCUUAUCGAAAACAAGAAGGCCAAGUUGGUGCUUAUCGCCAAUGACGUGGACCCCAUCGAGUUGGUGAUUUUCUUGCCUGCGUUGUGCAGAAAGAUGGGUGUGCCAUACGCCAUUGUCAAGGGCAAGGCCAGAUUGGGAACGUUGGUGCACAAGAAGACCUCCUCUGUCGCUGCUUUGACCGAGGUUGCUGCUGCGGACGAGGCCGACUUGGCCAAGUUGGUGUCCACCAUUAACGCCAACUUCAUCGAGAAGUACGAGGACUCCAGGAAGCACUGGGGUGGUGGAAUCAUGGGCAAGAAGCACAACGACAAGGCUGCCAAGAAGGCCAAGCAGAUGGACGUUGCUCCUGUGCAAGCCUAGAUUCUGUCUGCUGGGAUUUCUUCUACCUGUACUAUACACUUGUCUUUAAAAUACAUUUCAAAACCCGUUCCGCAGCUGCGUAUCGUGAUUUUCCAGGAAGUACCGGCCUUCCUGAUGUCUACCUGUACUGUACAUCAUGUCUGGAUUCUAGUCAAGACAUGUGGACUUCCUAAAGCAUAUGUAUACCUUUGUCUGAAAGGCGUUUGUCUGAGAGGCGUUUGGAGCAAAAUGCAGCUCUCGCCGAGAAAGGCAAACUGCUUCCUGUUCUGUUACUCUUAUGUCCAGUGUGCCUGAGGCUCUAAUAAAUUGGCCAUGUCGCACCCCAAUAUUGGGGCCGCGACACCUCAUGUGCCUCCACCCCCCCUUCAAAUAACUGACAUGAAAUCGAUAAAACAGGCGCCUGACUCGUGUUUAUAAAAAUGCC
This is a messenger RNA of Metschnikowia bicuspidata var. bicuspidata NRRL YB-4993, 1613 nucleotides long. Its product is annotated as 60S ribosomal protein eL8. Lineage: Eukaryota; Fungi; Ascomycota; Pichiomycetes; Serinales; Metschnikowiaceae. Gene Ontology annotation, biological process: ribosome biogenesis. The transcript has a single exon. The coding region runs from base 401 to 1189 and encodes 262 amino acids. The record is from RefSeq and is a predicted model, not a curated record. Gene Ontology annotation, cellular component: ribonucleoprotein complex.